Anopheles nili is the source of this 603-nucleotide messenger RNA. Its product is annotated as general odorant-binding protein 67-like. Bases 1 to 603 code for a protein of 200 amino acids. The transcript is spliced from 4 exons. Gene Ontology annotation, molecular function: odorant binding. Lineage: Eukaryota; Metazoa; Arthropoda; Insecta; Diptera; Culicidae. The record is from RefSeq and is a predicted model, not a curated record.
AUGCGCCCGUUCGUGCUCGUCGCAUUUGUCGUCCUCGUUCUUGGGCAGACUUCCGGCCAACCACCUGCACCGGACGCAUCUUGCUUCCAGCCAAGUGCAGUCACCUCAGAUGACUGCUGUAAGAUGCCCAAGCCGGUCGAAACAGCAGUGAUGGAGAAGUGUGUCGCAAACAAUCCCCAGCUCGGUCAAAUGCCAGCCCCGGGUGUCCCUAGGACGGAGGGUUGCUGCAUCAUGCAGUGCACCAUGACGGAAAUUGGUGGAUUCGUAAACAACGCCCUCAAUGUCGACGCGAUCCGGAAAGCGAUGGCCACUACGAUCGGAGCGGACGCCAACUUAGCUCCACUCGUAAACGGAGCGAUUGACACCUGCGCUCAUCAGAUCCAGAGUGAUCCGGCCUUUAAUGUGGCGCCCGUGUCAUCCUCACCAGAUCGACCAGGUUGCAGUUUCAUACCUCAGGGUUUCGUCAACUGUCUUCUCUCCUCGGUGUUCAAGAGUUGUCCAGCUCCCCUGUGGACUGACAGCAGCGAUUGCAAGGCGCUCAAGACCAAGCUCGAUGGUGGGUGUCCCUUCUUCCUGCUGAUGGGCCGUGGACCAAAGAACUAA